AGUUAAAACUGGAUCGAUUUUAGGAUUAAUAAUUGAUAAAUCAAGAAAAAUCGUCAAUAUUAAUAAUAAAUGGACAAGUUGAUAAGCUUUAAAGCCAAAUCUCAUGUAGGUCAUUUGAAAUAGGUGAUAACAUAAGAAUAAAAGCUAUAAUUUUAUAGUGAAGAGGAGGGAGAAUCAUCUAAUUCAUAAGACAAUACACCAACACCAGAAAAUAAAGGAAUAAAGAAACCAUUUUAAAAAUAAAAUGGAUUUUAAACAGAUGAAUCAGAAAGUGGUACACCUAAGAGUUAAAGAAAUACUUAGUAAUAACAUACAAGUAAUUGUAGAAAUUUUGAAUUAAGCAGCCAAGAUGUCUAGAUUUAGUAAUUUAGUGAAUACAAAAAGAAUAGAUGGUGAUGUAGAAAAUGAACCUGAUUUUAGUGAUACAGAAAAUAAUAAAGAGCCAAUUGAAUAAAAUAACUAAGAAAUAUAUUACAAUAUUGAAGAGUAAGCUUAAAGAAUAUAAUAAAAACUCUCUCAAAAAGUUUAACCUAAUCCGAAGUUAUCAAAAGCAAAGUAUAAAAGUUUGUAAUGAGUAGAUAAACAACAUCUAUGUAAAAUUUGAAUACAAAUUCAGAUUGUGAUUAAACUAAAAAGAAUCAACAAAUAAACUAAAAAGAUAAAAUAGCUUCGCAUCCUUUUCGUCAUUUAAUAUUUGGAUAAUAUAUUAAUGAAUAAUAGUUUAAAAAGCAUUUACUUCUUAUAUAAAGAGGAUUAAUAUAUGCUAAAAAAUGUUUAAAAGGUCCUUCUGAUAAAUUUAUAGAGUCAAAAAAAGUAUAUUUAAAUGAACUAAGUCCAAAAAAAGAGAAAACUCUAAUUCUAGAUUUAGAUGAAACUUUGAUACAUUCUUGUGCUCCAAGAGAAAAUCCUUAAGUAUAUGUUACAGCAGUAGGAGACUUUGGAGAAGAAGCAAAAGUAAUAUGAUUUAAAUAUUUUUAGAUUGGAAUAAAUAUACGUCCAUAUACUUCAUUAUUUCUCUCUUCACUCUCUUAAUUAUAUACAAUUUAUAUUUAUACUGCAUCAUCCUAAGCAUAUGCUUAAGCUAUUAUUAAUUAUUUAGAUCCAAAAAAAUAAUAUAUUUCUGGAGUCUUAUCUAGAAAUAAUUGUAUGGAAACUAAAAAUGGAUUUUUUAUUAAAGAUUUAAGAUUAAUUGGUAAUAAAUAACUUAAAGAUAUGUUAAUAAUUGAUAACUUAGCUCACUCUUUUGGAUUUUAAAUUGAAAAUGGAAUUCCUAUAUUAGAAUGGCAUAAUGAUUAAAAUGACUAAGAAUUGAAAGCUUUGAUAGAUUAUUUAAAAGAAGCAAUCAACCAUACAGAUUUAAGAGAGUAUAAUACUAAUAAUUUAAAAUUGGAUGAACUUAUGGAAUUCCAUUUAGAAGAAUGAUUAUU
Messenger RNA from Paramecium sonneborni, 1427 nucleotides. Lineage: Eukaryota; Ciliophora; Oligohymenophorea; Peniculida; Parameciidae. The record is from the annotation of a GenBank genome assembly.